Molecule: messenger RNA, 942 nt
Organism: Botrytis fragariae
Lineage: Eukaryota; Fungi; Ascomycota; Leotiomycetes; Helotiales; Sclerotiniaceae
Exons: 3
Coding region: 1-942 (313 amino acids)
Source: RefSeq, a predicted model, not a curated record
AUGUCUUUAUGCGCAGCCGAUAUCCGCGUAGGUUGCAUCCUUCGCCCUCUCCGUAUUCCAAGAAUACAUCCAGGAGUUCCAUGUGAAUGGAAUGCGUUAGCAAAUCUUCAAAAUGUGAACCAUGAUCUUGGCAGGUGUCCGCCCGAUUGUCGCCAGGAUAUCAUUGGCCAAGAACAUCCUAUCGUUGUCCUCAAAAUCAAUGGUGAUAGCAUUCUAUAUAUGACUGGUAGACCGAUCAAGUUGGAUCAAGAGGGCACACAAUACUCACCCAUUGGACACUAUUUCCCCCAGUGGAAUGGCUGGCAGAACGUCCCACACCCUGAAACAUAUCGUUCCAGGUAUUGGCUACGAGGGCCUUAUAAUUGGAAUUAUGGAACGAUUGAUCAAGAUCGCCAAAAUCCUAACCGUAGCAGAAUUCUUGAACUGGAAGAACAUUCCAAAUUACGCUUGCCACAUGUUUAUUCUCAGAGCAUAGCGAGAUUCAAACCCUUUGGAGGUGAUAAUACGUCUGCCAAAAUAUAUAGAUUGGACGAGGGAUCUUAUUAUAGACUGAUAGACAGAUUGGGAUUGUCCCGUAGCAAUUAUGAUCCUGAGAUCGCCCCAAGAUCCACUUCGCCAUCAUCUCGAGUAUCAACUUCAUCAACACCAGACACUCUUCCCAAUGGUCCAUAUUCUAUUGGACGUUCAAAGAAUGGUCCGUCACAAAUCGAGCGACGCCAAGAUACUGGAAAGAGAGAUCAUAAAGCAUCAAACAAGAAUCUGCCAAAGUGGGUGGCAUUGCUUCGCAGUUUUAUUCGACCAUACAAUGAACAAGAUGGAGAUAUGAAGAGUUGCAAGAUCCGAAAGACCUCGAAUCCCGUCGCAGAAGACUUUUCAUCUCCCGAGCCUGGUUUGAACGAGUCUCUUCUUCCUUAUAUCAUCACACUUCAGUGUACCGUCUGA